Molecule: messenger RNA, 2089 nt
Organism: Glossina fuscipes
Lineage: Eukaryota; Metazoa; Arthropoda; Insecta; Diptera; Glossinidae
Product: homeotic protein caudal
Exons: 2
Coding region: 562-1737 (391 amino acids)
Biological process (GO): regulation of transcription by RNA polymerase II
Cellular component (GO): nucleus; transcription regulator complex
Molecular function (GO): DNA binding
Source: RefSeq, a predicted model, not a curated record
AGUUGGCACUCAACAGUCGUUGAGUCAAGUUGCUUUUGUUUUUUGCUUUCAUCAUAUUCUAAUAUGCACACAGGCAGCAUAUUAUAAUAACGCGCGCGCUCUUCUAUUCCCAUAUGCUUAUACAAUAGCAGCAAUAAUAAUAGUAUUGAAACGAAAAAGAAAACAACAGCAACAACAACAAUAACAACAAUAACAACGAUAAGGAGAAAUAGAGAAAUAGCAUCAAGUCAUUCUGUUUCCCUCAUGUAACACAGAAGCAGUUGAAGAAAAUUUUCUUCUGUUAGCAGUGACUGUGUCAGCUCUAAUCUACAGGGUUACCCCACACAAUAACUGAAAAACACUUGCAUUUUCAAUUAGACAAAAACAACAAACAACAUAACGACGACCGACUUGUUAUCAACUAUUGCGGCUGGUGUUGGUACGGCAAGUGUUGCAGCACCUAAUACCGCCAUCAUCAUUAAUCAUCAUAACAACAACAAUAAUCAACACAUUGACGUUGAAGCUGCUGACGCUGCCACACCAAUAACACCAUCUUGCUUUAGCCAAAUUGUCAACAGCAGCAUGAGCAGCCGCAAAGAUGAUCCCGUAUUUAAUGUUAAAUUUGUGCAGUUGGUGGAAUCAAAGCCGUGCCUUUGGAAUUCCACACUGCCCGAGUAUAGUAAAAAGGAUGAAAUACAAAAAGCCUGGCAAGAGGUGGCGAACGAAACAAAAGAUACGGUACGAAAUUGUCGGGAACGUUGGCGUACAAUACGUAGCAGUUUCUUGCGAUCGUUGAAACUAUCACGUACCAGUACUGGCCGCGGUAAACGUAAAUACUAUCUGUCCAAAUAUUUGCAAUUCCUUAUACCCUAUACGAAAACGCGAUUAAAGAAUAGCGCUAGCAUUAUAGCCCAACGUAAAGCAGCAGCCCAGGGCAAUAUACCGAGUCCACCGCCUAUGACACGGAUUAGCAAUAUGCCGAUGCCGGUGGUGAGUAGUGAUGAAACCAAAGAUUCAAGUAAUUCAACGGAAGUAGCGGCCAUAGCAGAAGGAGAUGUCGUCGUAUCGUUGCAUGAGGGCGCAGCCAUGAUAGCCAAUCUUAGCAUGAGUGGGCAACAUGCACCAAUACCUUUACCACAGCCACUGCCACGUUUGCAUGCCAUCAAACAAGAGCAAGAUAUAAUAAAUGCUAACCAAGCUAAUGUUGCAGCGUCUGCCAAUUUAUCGUCAACAUCGGAUUUGCAACGAAGAUUUGGCAGCAUAUUGGGCGGUGGCUCGAAUACAGGGCACAUUAGCAGCACAAAUAAUCAUAAUUCAGCCUCGGCCACCAAUCCGGCAUUGAAUGGUAGCGGCUGUAGUGGUACCGGUGGCGGUGGUAAUGCUGGUGGUAAUAGUAGUGGUGGAAAUGUUUGCGUUAGUGGUAGCGGUUCUUUCCCACCAGCGGAACAACAGCGUAGUACAAGUACCGUCCCUGCUGUUGAUUUAACCGAAUUUGCCGAAUGGAUUAAAUGUAAGCAUGAACAUCAGCGCCACUGUUUAAUGACCGGCACAAGCAGCAGCAAUACUAACACUAUUACGACUACAACCACUCAUAACCAUAGCAACAGUAACCACCAAAACAACAAUGCACCAGAUGCUGAUCAAUCGUUUCUAAAUAGUUUGCAUCCGUUUUUGAAGGAAAUGUCGGGCAAACAAAAUCGCCGAUUUCGUCAAAAGGUUGUGGCCUUAAUCGAUGCCAUAUUAGAUAAUACAGAUUGAAGCCAUAAUUUGCAAACAACACCGCAUCCAUGAACAUAGACAUGCACAUAUAUGUAUAAUUAUUCUCACUAUACCGUAUAAUCUGUAAAUUUUUCUUCCUUUUUUUUUUUUAUUUUUUUUUAUUUUUAUCUUUUUCUUCAUUUUAAUGUAAUUUUAAAUUUAAAAAAAUAAUACAUAAUAUUAUCUACCAUACGUUAGUAAUGCUUUUUUGUAGGAAAAGAAAACGCAAGGGAAUGAAAUGGUUUUCAUAAAUUGUUAAAAUAUACUUUAUUGUUAAAUUUUGUUGUUUUUGUAAUUUUUAACAAGUAUUUCAAGAUACCACUUGUAUCUCUGAUAUCCUCACUUAUAAAUG